CAUUUUGUAAGUUUGAUUAUUCGUAUUGUAACAACAAUCUACUUUUACAUUUAAAAUUCUCCUUUAAGACAAGACUUAAUGAAGGCUUUUCUGCUUGUUGUUGCUUUUCUUGAAAGCAUCCUUGGCGCAGAAGAACAUGCAUAUCAGCAGUUUAUUGAGUGCUCCAAUAGUGAAGGUCAAGUUCCUUUAUGGAACUAUGGGUAUGAUGGCAAAGACAUAAUGCAUAUGGAUUUAGUGAAUGAAGCUGUGGUUGCUACCAGUAAACCAGGUCAGCGUUUAGCAGAGGAGAGAAAAAGCAGGGAAUACAUUAAGAGAAAAGAAGACAAACUAAAAAUGGUGUGCUCUGCUGUGAAAACUGUUUUCCUGAUGUCCAACAACUCUCUCUCCAAGGCAGCAAAGCCAACAGUGUUUCUAUCUUCUGGAGGAAAUAAAGAACAAGAAUAUCUUAAAUGUGUUGUGCAUGGCUUCUAUCCAAACGUCAUCCGAGUGCGUUGGAGUUGGACCCAAACAGGAAGACACAUUUAUUAUGGCGUUUCAACUACUGGAAUACUCCCUCACAGAGAUGGCAAAUUCCAGAUAACUUCAUUUCUUAGCCUGGCUAACAUUAGUGACCACAGAGUUACCUGUGAGAUUGAACACUUAAGCAUCAGUGGAAAACUGAGUAUACCUUAUGAGAAGAAAGAAUUCACCGAACAUGUACCUUUGGCAGUGACUUGCUUUCUGCUUGGGUUUGCAUUAUUCACAUGCAUACCUCUUCUGAUUAGGUGCAUAUGGCAACAUACAAGAAAACCACCUAUAGAUGAGAGAAAUGACACAAGUGCUGAUUCAGAAACAUCUAUCAAUUUGAUGAAUGUCUCACAGGAAACAUGAAGAAUUAAAGAUGAGCAUGGACUUUACAAAUCAUAUAUUUAUUUUACUGUUGAAACUUUCUUCUGUGUGUACAGUUGUAUAUAACUUGCAUAACUAAUAAAUGUAUAUGCUGAAUAUUAUA
Paramisgurnus dabryanus is the source of this 991-nucleotide messenger RNA. Its product is annotated as H-2 class II histocompatibility antigen, A-F beta chain. The record is from RefSeq and is a predicted model, not a curated record. NCBI's taxonomy places the organism in Eukaryota, Metazoa, Chordata, Actinopteri, Cypriniformes, Cobitidae.